Adineta ricciae is the source of this 1770-nucleotide messenger RNA. Lineage: Eukaryota; Metazoa; Rotifera; Eurotatoria; Adinetida; Adinetidae. The record is from the annotation of a GenBank genome assembly.
AUGACUUUUAUUCUUAACAUUAUUAAUUUAUCAUCAUCAUCCGUCCAUACAUCAUCAAUGUCAGCAUGUUCACCAUAUUUCAUUUCAACAAAUAUUGAUAUCCGUACGACUUAUCAAUACAUUCAACCAUGCCCCGUCUCAACACCUUGUCGAUGUUUGUGUGAAAUCGAGAGUAAACGUUUAUGGAUCGAUUGUUUCGAUCAGCAAUUGAAAAUUUUUCCAGUAUUUUCGAAAAUCACAACGGAUAAGGGACGAAUUGAGUGGAAUGUUGAUCUUGCGUUCAAUCAAUUUGAUACCGUGUCGAUGAAACAAUCCAUGUGGGUACCGGAUGACAUGCACAUACGAAAUUUAGUGUUGUCGGGAGCAUUGGCUUAUGAUCUGAUUGUUCAGUUGAAUUUAACUCAUCGAAACUUGAUCAAUCUCUGGCCAAGUCAACGGCACCUGCCAAUUAUUGACGAUCAAUUUGAAUUAUUUGAUGAUUAUCGAAUGGAUCAAUCGGAAGAAGAGGAAAACGAUGAUAUCAAAGAACUUUUUCGAAUCAAACGAUCGAUAUCUCCAGUAAAUGUCGAACGCACGCGUCUUCUAACUGAAUUAACGUUAAAACUCCGUGAGAAAACUAAACGUAUUACGACAUUUACUUUACCCUUAGCCGGUGAACCUUCACCAGUAUCAAAUCUUUAUCUCGAUCACAAUUCUCUCGAUUCGAUACCUCUUCAAGCCUUAUAUAAUGCGACAGGUUUACAAGAAAUCUAUUUAUCAUUCAACAAUAUCAUUCAUUUACCAGCAUACGCUUUCGGCUUCGCUCAUCAUUUGACUCGUGUUGAUUUGUCAUAUAAUCGAAUCAUUUCAAUCGAUAAUUCAACAUUUCAACGACAUCCCAAAGCCUUCGCUGGUCCAUUUCUUAUCGAUUAUCUCGACUUAUCUCAUAAUCAAAUCGCUAUCUUAGAAGAGAAUGUCUUUUCUUAUUUAGUCAAUCUACGUUUGUUAAAAUUAGAACAUAAUCAGAUUCAUUCUAUCUCUGCACACACAUGGACAGGUCUAUAUCGGUUGAAAUAUCUCGAUUUAUCUCAUAAUUCCAUCGAAAAUUUCACUCAAGCGUUCUACAGCGGCUAUCUCAAUGAAUUAAAUCAUCUGAAGGUGACGUCGAAUAGCUUAACACAGAUCGGCUCUUGUGAAUUUUUAUCACUAAAACGCUUAACCAAACUCAAUCUAAGUGGAAAUAACAUCACAACCAUCGAUACUUGUUCAUUCUAUGGUCUUCAUCAAACAAAGAAAACUUCACCAUUGAAUGUUCAUCUACGUGCUAAUCAACUCGAAGCAAUUCAUCCAUGUACAUUCAAAGAUUUCGCACGAUCAACUGUCUAUUUGGAGAACAAUCCAUUGGUAUGCAACUGUUCAUUUAAUUAUCUUCUACAAAACCAGCAAUCAAUUGCAUACACAGGACAGGAAUGCCGAGGCGGAUUUGUUUAUCAAACCGAGCAACAAGUAGGUUUGCCUGCUAUCCGAAAGACAAAUUCAACAACGAUGAAAAAACCAUUAAACAUUUCAACAACAUGUCGAGACGCUUACAGAACUUAUCAAGACCUAUGUCUGAAAACUGAUUGUCUUAACGAAUGUGCUCCCAAUGAACGUUUUAUUAUCCAAGUGACGACAGUACCUCCUCCAAGUGGUGUCGUAUUUCUCUACAAUCGAACUUCACUUUUGAUGAUUGUAAUUGUUCUUGUUCAUUAUAGUCGUUUUCUUUUCAUUUGUAAUAUUUGUGAUAUAUGA